UGCCUUCAACAUUCGAAGUCUGAAAUAGCAAAUUCUCUAAACCUGGAUCUCCUUCAACUUUAGGAACCACCCCCUUAGCUAUCCAAUCAUCCAUGUAAAAGCUAGGAUCUGUCCAGGGGGACCUGUGGUCAAAUUGCCGUGGUAGCCAGCUAACACACUUCUUUCUUCCCCUCUCUCCUCUGGCUGGGGAAGUGAUUAGGACUUCUCAAGACUUGGCACCCCAGAGCUACUGGAGAUAUACUGCCUGAGAAGUUGUCCACUCUGAAAGCUCUGCUAUACAGCUGACGCAGUGCAGGGAGACCGUCAGCUAGAACUGAAGUGCUGAGAUGGCAGUCAACAGGAGCCCAACCAUGAUGGAUGGAGACCACCCGGAGCAGGAAAAUGUGCUCCAGAGAGUCCUUCAGUUGCCCGUGGUAAGUGGCACCUGUGAAUGUUUCCAAAAGACCUAUACCAGCACCAAGGAAGCCCAUCCCCUUGUGGCCUCUGUUUGUAAUGCCUAUGAGAAAGGAGUACAAGGAGCCAGCAAUCUGGCUGCAUGGAGCAUGGAGCCUGUGGUCCGACGGCUGUCAACCCAAUUCAUAGCUGCCAACGAACUAGCCUGCCGUGGAUUAGAUCAUCUCGAAGAAAAGAUUCCUGCUCUCCAAUACCCUCCAGAAAAGAUUGCCUCUGAACUGAAGGACACCAUCUCCACUAGAAUCCGAAGUGCCAGAAACAGCUUCAGUGCCCCUAUUGCCAGCACUUCAGAUAAGGUCCUGGGGGCAGCUUUGGCUGGCUGUGAACUUGCUUGGGGCAUAGCACGGGACACAGCUGAAUAUGCCUCCAGCACCCGGGUGGGUCAGCUGGCAGCUGGAGGGGCAGACUUGGCCUUAAACAAUGUUGAGAAGGUGGUGAACUGUCUGAUUCCAGCACCCAAGGAAAAUCCAGUCUCCGUCAUGGAGCACCCUAGUCCUCCUGAAGUCCAGCAGAAGCUACCAAAGCCAAAGCCAAAGCCUGGCUUCCUUCAAAGAAUUGGAACUUUAACCAACACCGUCUCCCAGCAUACCUUUCAGAUGACAGUCCAGAGCCUCCGCAUGGGCUAUGCAUUAGCCAGGUGGAUCCCAGGUGUAGCUCCAUUGAGCAGUAUGGCCCAGUGGGGUGUGUCAGCCGCCAUGCAGGUGGUAUCCAGGCCCGGAUCCACACCAAGGGGAACUUGGCAGUACAACUGGGCUCAAGAAGAGGAUGAGGAAGAGGAGGAUGAGGAAGAAGAGGAGGAAGAGGAGGAGGAAGAAGAGGAACCCGAAGUGAGGAAGGAAGAGAACAAACUAAAUAUGCCCCGGCCCAGGAACCAGAGCCUUGUGGGCAAUGUGGUUCACACUCUGCAGUCUGCUUACUUGACCACCGUCUCCACUGUCAAGUGGGUACCCUUCGCCAUCUGGAACAACACUGCUGGGAGGCUGUUCCACCUUACUUCUGGUCAGGAGACCUUUUCCAAAAGCAGGGCCAUGUCACUAUCGGACGCCCUGAAAGGUGUUACAGACAACGUGGUGGACACAGUGGUGCACUAUGUCCCGCUCCCCAGGUUGUCCCUGAUGGAGCCAGAGAGUGAGUUCCGGGACAUCGAUAACCCUCCGUGCGAGUCAGAUGGGAGUGAAGGUGCCCCCUCCCCCACCCCUGAGGUCCCAAGCAAAGCCCAGCACCGGGGGAGCCUGAGGAGUCCCCGAAAUUCCAAUGCCCUGUCCUUCCUGGGCCUGGAAGACAAGCUCUCUGCACAGCAGAAAGUGCCCGACCAGGUGCCCCAGCAUCGUGGCUCCCUCCAUCGGGGCCCCACUUUUGAGUCUGAGACACCCACUGCCCGCUCCAUGUUUUCUUCCUAUCACCGGGAGAAGCCCACCCGCCGCGUCAGUGAUAGCUUCUUCCGACCCAGUGUCAUGGAGCCCAUCUACAACCGCAUUCACUACAGCCAGCUUUACAAGAAGAACUGAUUGGGCUCAAGGUCCCUGUGGGCCAGGCCCUCCCUUGGUGCCCUCUGUUGGGCCCGUGGGUUGGCACUCGUGCCCUUUGCACCGUCGCCACUCCCAGCUUCCUCCUGCAGCCCCUAUAGAGAAGAGCAAAGCCUAGAUCCUGAGAGAACUUGGGCCUCCAGCCUCCACACUCACUAGAAACUGUUGCCCUUGGAGUGCCCUGUCCCUGCCUGCUUGCCAGAAAGAUGCCACAAGCUUUUGGACCAUCCUGAGGGCAAAACUGAGGACUUCUGGGUGUUGGAGUCACAGAAAACAGAGACAAGUGAGCCCCACGAACUUACCACACUGAGUAGCUCUCAGGAGAGUCAGAGCUGAGUAGAGAGAAGGAGACAGAGUAGGAGUAUUUGUGGGUUUGGCCCUGCCUCAUUCAUUUAAAUUGGAGUCGUGCCUCUUGGGAGCCCAUGCAGUCUUUCAGUGGUGCAGCCCUGGCCCAAACACAUUUAGAAUUUUUCCUGGGCAAAAGCCACACGAGAAGGCCAGCUUUCACCUCUCGUCUCCCUGAUAGGAACCAAGAUCACUGGCUAGAUGACUUUGGAAAUCGUGUGCUCCACCUGCCUUGCCUUGUCUUCCAGACAGGGAAAUGGAGGCCCCGGGAGGGCGAGUCCUUCCUGCCCCAGGUCACACAGGGAGGGAGUAGAGGAGUCAGGGGGUAGAUCCAGGUCAUUUGACUCCACAUCCAUGUCCCUCUUACUUUGGAUCCCCAGUUGAAUUUCUCUGAUGAAUCACCUACCAAACAGGACUCCAAACGACUUUUGGCUAUUUCCAAAAAUCAAAUCCAUCUUCAAAAGAAGAAAAGUUUGUCACCAUUGAGGUGAUUCAAGCUAAGAAGAAAAUUCCCAAAGAAUUGUUCCUAAAGAGUACUGAGCAAUGGCAGCAUGUGUUAGAAUAAAUGUCUGGGCUUUCCAAGGGACUUCUUUAAGGGAGACUAUACUCAUUUGGGUAUAUAAAAUGUAGGCUAUUGGCUUUUUUUAAAAAAAUUGGUCUCAUGACUUGCUAGGCUCAUCUUAGACAAUAACCCUUCCUUCCAUUGCCUAUGGGUUAGAGACUGUUUAUAGAUGCAUUACUUUCUCUAUUAAAACAAUACCUUCCUUCUCAGGUUUUCCAUUUGCAUUUUGAUUUGGGCUUAUCCAAGGGGCAGGGUGAUGAAAGAGAUGGCCAUUCUGUGUUUCUUUCCCCCUGUACUUCGAUUAUGCACAACCACAGCGCAUCUCAAAUCACUUUUUAUUACCUUAGUUACAUCAAUAGAAUUUGAGCCAGUACUCAUAGCACCUUCUUCCUAAGCCUCUUUGGGUUCCCCUUACAUUGACCCUCACCGAUGCCUCUUACUCAUAUGUAUAGACAUUCUUUGCUAAAUGCAAAAGUUCUACCCCAAUGCCACCCAAGAGAAUUCCCUGGUAGAAGAAUCAAUUUUAGUUUCAGAAAUUCAGAAAUUGAAUCAGUUCCUGGGAGGAGAACCUGGGUGGAAUCACUUUGUGGACUUUCAUUCACGAUUGCUGGUGCUUCCAGGACUCAGAGAUGUCCAGUUUCUGCCCACUGGUCUGGCCUAUCUCUCAUUGACUACUUUUAUUCAGUGUGCAGAGAUAGGGAGACUGUUUGUACCUGGACUGUGAAAAUCAGAGGCAGGGACAAGGAUGGUCGGACACAAUUGGAGGGAUCUUUGAGCAUCGUCUUAGUCUGAUCUUAAGAAAGAUGGAGAUUCACUAAGUAAGGAAGAAUGUAAAGUAAUCCAAACAGGGAGAGAGUAGCCUGGGCAAAGGACAACAGAACGGGAGAGAAAAUAAGGAAGGAGAAAAGGAGAGGACAAGAAGACCUGAAAUGAGGACACCUGGGCUUCUUCAAGGGCAGUUCGAAUAUGAGAGAAAAGACUUUGGGGAUGUUCUCAACCCACAGAUCCCCACUUUGUCCUCCUCCAUUGUAUGAAAGGCCCAGGCAAGGCAGAAAGGUCAAUUUAUUCUAGGAUGUCAGGAAAGGUGGAGAGCCUCUUAAAUUUUCUACUUAGGGACUAGGAUGGCUCAUAUCCAAGAAGACAGAUCCUUUUAUCAGAUCCUAGGUCUAUUCCCAACAAAGGUCUUCAGCUUGUAUUUCUCCAUAUGCCAAUUGUGUCACAGUUCAUGGAAAGAAAUAUAAACAACACACAUUCCUUUGUUCCCAGGGAACUCCUUAAAAUUACCCUUUUACUUCUAAGCCACACUGUGCUGCACCAUCUCUGUGGGAAGUCUUCAGGCUUUCUAAGCCCUCUUUACUAUGUAUUUCCUAUCCCACUCUGCUCGGGUCAGUGCCAUGGACUGUCCCGAGUAGCAGAAUUUCCCUACCUAUAACUGCUCCUAUGCCUUAACUAUUGUAGCUGUACAAUAAAACACAAUAUAAUAAA
Molecule: messenger RNA, 4371 nt
Organism: Monodelphis domestica (gray short-tailed opossum)
Lineage: Eukaryota; Metazoa; Chordata; Mammalia; Didelphimorphia; Didelphidae
Gene: PLIN1
Product: perilipin 1
Biological process (GO): lipid metabolic process
Cellular component (GO): lipid droplet
Source: RefSeq, a predicted model, not a curated record